This is a messenger RNA of Polyodon spathula (Mississippi paddlefish), 953 nucleotides long. Its product is annotated as mitogen-activated protein kinase kinase kinase kinase 2-like. The coding region runs from base 132 to 809 and encodes 225 amino acids. NCBI's taxonomy places the organism in Eukaryota, Metazoa, Chordata, Actinopteri, Acipenseriformes, Polyodontidae. The record is from RefSeq and is a predicted model, not a curated record. The transcript is spliced from 11 exons.
CCAAAGAUAUCCCUGAACUUUUACAGACCUGCGACGCCUUUCCUGAUAAAAUCCACUCCAUUGGGAAGCACGGUAACGUGGAGCGGACUCGCUCCGAGGUUCAGUUUAAUCAGGUGAAGUUUUGUCCUCCAAUGCGAAAGGAAACAGACCCUUACCCUGAACUGGAGCUGUACGAUGGUUGGAGCAUCGACGGUGAUGAGAAGAACAGCCCGAGUCUUUUGGAAUGUGUGGAAGAGGCUUUGAUGGAAAGUCUAACAAGUCUAACAAUCAAGAGGGCUCCUUCAACAGAGGCAGGGUCCAGCACCUUCAAGCGGUCAGCGACGGUCAAUCCCUCGCCAGUGUCCACCCAGCCAUCCCUCCAGGACAUUGCCAGCAGUGACCAGCUGAGCAGAGCCAACGCCAACUGCCAGGAUGUAGGGGAGCUCAAUAUGAACUCCAUGCCGGACAGUGCAGGACAGCAGGGCAGUGAACAGUCUGCAGACGCCCCGCUCUCUCCAGAAUGGGCCACACUAAGGAGGAAAACAGACAACUCGGGUGCUGGGUGUCACGGGCUACCACCUACUCCCAAAGUGCACAUGGGCGCCUGUUUCUCCAAAGUGUUCAACGGCUGUCCUCUCAAAGUGAACUGCGCUGUCACGUGGAUUCGACCAGACACAAGAGAUCAGUACCUGAUCCUGGGCGCAGAGGAGGGAAUGUACACUCUGAACCUCAAUGAACUUCAUGAAGACACCAUGGAGAAGCUCGUUCCUCAGAAAUGUUCCUGGCUCUAUGUAAUGAACAAUGUCUUGAUUUCUCUGUCUGGUAAGUAAAGACUUCAUGAAUAGAGGAGGAAAUAUUUGACACACUUUAAAUCUAGAGAGCUGCUUGUCUGGUAGCACAGGUUAAUAAGAGUAGCAGAAUCUGUGGGUGCACAAAGGCUCUCUGUCUCAGAGGAGAUGAACAGAAUAAAUGAA